AACCACACGGCCGUGUUGAGAAGGUAACCAACCCCGGGCUUCAGCGCAGAUGGACGGAGACAAUUCAACCACUGACGCCUCCCAGUUGGGCAUCACUGGAGAGUACAUGGCUGGAGGUCACUAUGUUCUUCAGGCACAUGAUGAUGAGGGAGAAGAGGGGCUCAAUGACCAUGAAGAUGGUAAUGGAAGUAAAGACAACUUUCGAGAGCAAGACAUCUACCUCCCCAUUGCUAACGUAGCUCGUAUCAUGAAGAAUGCAAUCCCUCAAACUGGAAAGAUUGCAAAAGAUGCCAAAGAGUGUGUGCAGGAGUGUGUGAGUGAGUUCAUUAGCUUCAUUACCUCAGAGGCCAGCGAGCGAUGUCACCAGGAGAAAAGGAAGACCAUCAACGGGGAGGACAUCCUGUUUGCCAUGUCCACACUCGGGUUUGACAUGUAUGUGGAGCCCCUCAAACUGUAUCUGCAGAAAUUCAGAGAGGCGAUGAAGGGUGAGAAGGGCCUUGGUCCCGUGCCUGUGUCAGAGGGACUGGGAGAAGAGCUAACAGACGACUCCUUCACAAACCAGCUGCCUGCAGGCAUCAUCACAGCUGAUGGACAACAGCAGAACGUCAUGGUGUACACCACCACCUCCUACCAGCAGAUCCCAGGUGUUCAACAGAUCCAGUUCUCCUGACAAGGUUUAGCUCGUCCUCACAACCAGGGUCAUGGUCGUCAGGCCAACACAGAAUCAAACUGCUGCACUUUGAACCUGAGUCAAAGGUCUCAACUUGUUUUGGUAUGGUUCUGGAAGGUAUCAAGCGAGUCAAUGGUAGAACUACUUGAAUGUUUGCUGUCAUUGGUCGAGAAUCUAAGAUGUGAGGAACUGAAGUCUGUAUAUGUUUUGUGUGACAUUUUUUUUAAGUAUUUGUGAGAUUUAUUUUGUGCAUCAUUUGUUUGGAGUUUUAUCCAAGUUUGGGGGGUGUAAAUGCUCUGGACAGUGGAGGCAGUUUGUCUGAGGAAUGCUUGCACUCUCUCUGUGUAAAGCAAUAAAAGCUGGAACAAAUGUGAAUCCACUUUCUGUAAAAAAAACAACAACAGUGGGUGGGCUCCUUUUUUCUUUUUAAUUGAGAG
This is a messenger RNA of Chanos chanos (milkfish), 1107 nucleotides long. It is a transcript of the gene nfybb, whose product is annotated as nuclear transcription factor Y, beta b. NCBI's taxonomy places the organism in Eukaryota, Metazoa, Chordata, Actinopteri, Gonorynchiformes, Chanidae. Gene Ontology annotation, cellular component: CCAAT-binding factor complex; nucleus. The record is from RefSeq and is a predicted model, not a curated record. The coding region runs from base 50 to 670 and encodes 206 amino acids. The transcript has 7 exons. Gene Ontology annotation, molecular function: DNA-binding transcription activator activity, RNA polymerase II-specific; protein heterodimerization activity; RNA polymerase II cis-regulatory region sequence-specific DNA binding. Gene Ontology annotation, biological process: regulation of transcription by RNA polymerase II.